AUGGCAGAGGCUAUAAACAAUGGCGAAUCCUCGAAAACGAAAAACAAAGGUAAAGGCAAACAAAUUGAAGACAACGAGACUGAUGAUAUAACUCAAUCGGACGAAAACCUGAGUGCAAUCCAAUUGAGGGAGGAG
Paraglomus brasilianum is the source of this 135-nucleotide messenger RNA. The record is from the annotation of a GenBank genome assembly. NCBI's taxonomy places the organism in Eukaryota, Fungi, Glomeromycota, Glomeromycetes, Paraglomerales, Paraglomeraceae.